UCGAUAGUGUCAUCGAUGGUUUGACAGCUCUAGUCAGACUAUUUUUGGCAAGAAAAUUUUCCUUGUUUUAUUUGAAUAGAAUAAAAUGACUCAAAAGUGCGAGACCACCAACUGCGGCAAGGAAGCGACACUGCAGUGUCCCACGUGCCUGAAACUGGGCAUCAAGGGAUCCUUCUUCUGCUCGCAGCCGUGCUUCAAGGGUUUUUGGAAGGAGCACAAGGCGAUCCAUGCUUUGGCAGCUGGGGCCUCGAACUCAUCUGGACAGGAUGGUGCUUACAACCCUUGGCCGCAUUUCCGUUUCACCGGCAAGCUGCGGCCCUACCCACAGACUCCUAAGCGGACCGUUCCGGAGCUAAUCCAACGACCGGAUUACGCCGAUCACCCCGCUGGACGUUCCCUCUCGGAGGAGGCACUCCGCGGAACAAAGAUCAAGGUGCUGGACGACGAGGAAAUAGAGGGGAUGCGAGUGGCCGGAAGACUUGGACGAGAAUGUCUGGAUGAGGGCGCCAAGGCCGUGGAGGUGGGCACGACCACCGACGAACUGGACCGCCUAGUCCACGAGGCCGCCAUUGAACGGGAGUGCUAUCCCUCACCCCUAAACUACUACAACUUUCCCAAAUCCUGCUGCACCUCAGUCAACGAGGUGAUCUGCCAUGGCAUCCCCGACCAGCGACCUCUGCAGGAUGGAGAUCUCUGCAAUAUCGAUGUAACCGUCUAUCAUCGCGGCUUCCAUGGGGAUCUUAACGAGACAUUCUUCGUGGGCAAUGUCGCGGAGAAGCAUAAGAAACUGGUGCAGGUCACCCACGAGGCGUUAAGCAAAGCCAUUGAGUUCGUGCGUCCUGGGGAGAAGUAUCGCGACAUCGGCAACGUUAUCCAGAAGUAUGUCGCCCCUCAUGGAUUCAGUGUGGUGCGCAGCUAUUGCGGCCACGGCAUUCACCGUGUUUUCCACACCGCGCCUAAUGUGCCUCACUAUGCCAAAAACUCAGCUGUGGGAGUGAUGGCCGUUGGCCACUGCUUCACCAUCGAGCCCAUGAUCUCCAUUGGCGUCCAGAAGGCUGAAACCUGGCCAGAUGACUGGACAGCAGUUACCGCAGAUGGUCUGUACUCCGCCCAGUUCGAGCAGACGCUCCUGGUCAACGAAACCGGAUGCGAGAUCCUUACGAAACGUCGUGAGAACAACGGACAACCCUGGUUCAUGGACAAGAUGUAAAGCGAUCAACUUGGGCUUAUACAUGACUUCUAGGGCUAAUCCAUCAAGCUUUAAUUUGUAAUUUUACAAUAAAAUCUAGAGUUUCUAUUCCCAA
Molecule: messenger RNA, 1304 nt
Organism: Drosophila ficusphila
Lineage: Eukaryota; Metazoa; Arthropoda; Insecta; Diptera; Drosophilidae
Product: methionine aminopeptidase 1
Exons: 3
Coding region: 86-1210 (374 amino acids)
Biological process (GO): proteolysis
Molecular function (GO): metalloaminopeptidase activity
Source: RefSeq, a predicted model, not a curated record